AUGGAGUGGACGACAUUGCAGCACCUUGAUCUGCGUCACGUUGGGCGUGGCGUCAGACCUCUGCAACCUCACGCUGCUACCUUCCAUCCUCAUCAGGCACUCGUUGCCGUCGCUAUCGGAACCUACAUUGUCGAAUUUGAUGCAUUAACAGGAAGCAAGAUUUCCGCUCUUGACAUUGGUGCACCAGUUGUGCGCAUGUCAUAUAGUCCCACAAGUGGGCACACUGUAAUUGCAAUCCUCCAGGAUUGUACAUUACGAUCUUGUGAUUUUGACUCAGAGCAAACAUGUGUAUUGCAUUCACCAGAGAAGAGGACUGAGCAAAUUUAUUCUGAUACAGAAGUUCAUCUGGCAUUGACCCCACUACAAACUAUUGUGUUUUUUGGAUUCCAUAAACGGAUGAGCGUGACAGUUGUUGGAACUGUUGAAGGCGGUAGAGCACCCACAAAAAUCAAAACAGACUUGAAGAAGCCUAUUGUGAAUCUUGCUUGUCAUCCUCGCCUCCCCGUUCUGUAUGUGGCUUAUGCAGAAGGUUUGAUUCGAGCGUAUAAUAUUCACACCUAUGCUGUUUUUUACACCCUACAACUUGACAAUACUAUUAAGCUUAAUGGAGCUGGUGCAUUUGCAUUUCACCCAACUCUAGAAUGGAUUUUUGUUGGCGAUCGACGUGGUACACUAUUGGCAUGGGAUGUAUCAACUGAGAGACCUAGCAUGAUUGGAAUUACACAAGUUGGCUCACAACCAAUAACAUCAGUUGCUUGGCUACCCACGUUGCGUUUACUUGUAACCCUAUCAAGGGAUGGAAAUGUGCAUGUUUGGAAAACACGGGUUAUAGUUAAUCCUAAUAGACCUCCUAUGCCGGCAAAUUUUUUUGCGCCUGCUGCAAUUGAAUCAAUUGAUAUCCCUCGCAUCCUUUCUCAACAGGGUGGAGAAGCAGCGUAUCCCUUGCCACGAAUUAAAGCUUUAGAAUUUCAUCCAAAAUCUAAUUUGGCAGCACUCGUGUUUGCAAACGUUACGGGUGGAGACACUUCAAAAAAUAAAACCAGAAACAAUAGAGAAAGGAGGAAGCAACUUUUUGCACUUCUACAAAAUGCACGAGGAUCAUCAGCAUCUGUUUUAAAAGAAAAAUUAUCAGCCUUGGGUUCAUCUGGAGUGUUAGCAGACCAUCAGCUUCAAGCUCAGUUACAAGAACAUCGUUUGAAAGGCCACAAUCAUCUUACAAUAUCAGACAUUGCCCGGAAGGCUUUUCUUUACAGCCAUUUUAUUGAGGGCCACACAAAAAGUGCUCCAAUAUCCCGCUUGCCCCUCAUCACUGUUCUAGAUACCAAGCAUCAUCUGAGAGACAUUCCAGUUUUACAGCCAUUUCAUUUGGAGCUAAAUUUCUUCAACAAAGAGAACCGAGUUCUACAUUAUCCCAUCAGGGCUUUCUAUGUGGAUGGACCAAAUCUUAUGGCCUAUAAUCUCUCAUCUGGAUCUGAGGGUAUCUACAAGAAGCUUUAUAAUUCGAUUCCUGGGAGUGUGGAGUAUCAAGUAAAAUUAUUGAUUUACAGUAAAAAGCAACACCUAUUUAUUGUAAUCUAUGAUUUUGUUGGUACUACAAAUGAAGUUGUACUCUACUGGGAAAAUACUGAUACAGUGACAUCAAACAGCAAAAGCACCACAGUGAAAGGUCAAGAUGCAGCAUUUAUUGGUCCCAAUGAAAAUCAGUUUGCUAUUCUUGAUGAUGACAAGACAGGGUUGGCAGUAUAUAUGCUACCAGGAGGGGCCUUACAAGAAGCUAAGGAUAAUGAGAAACAACUUUUUGAAGAAAAUCAACCUACAGAAGCUAGUGUUGGAUCAAUUCGUGGCCCAACACCAUUUAUGUUUGAAACUGAAGUUGAUCGUAUCUUUUCUACUCCUUUAGAUUCAACUUUGAUGUUUGCUUCUCAUGGGAAUCAAAUUGCAUUAGUAAAGCUCAUACAAGGGUACCGCCUUUCAACUUCAUGUUCCAACGGCCAUUAUUUAUCAACUAAGAGUGAGGGGAAAAAGUCAAUCAAGUUGAAAAGAAAUGAGAUUGUACUUCAGGUGCACUGGCAAGAGACUCUUAGGGGUCACGUUGCAGGAAUUUUAACAACACAGAGAGUUCUUAUUGUUUCAGCAGCACUUGAUAUACUUGCUGGCACUACAACAAAUUUUGACAAGGGGCUUCCUUCAUUUAGAUCACUCUUAUGGGUUGGGCCUGCUCUCCUUUUUUCUACUGCCACUGCAAUCAGUAUACUUGGCUGGGAUGGAAAAGUGAGGACUAUACUGUCAAUUAGUAUGACAUAUGCAGUCUUGGUUGGUGCUUUGAAUGAUCGAUUGUUGCUUGCUAGCACUACGGAAAUAAAUCCCAGACAGAAUAAGGGAUUUGAGGUCAAAAGCUGUCUUGUUGGUCUUCUCGAGCCUCUUCUUAUUGGAUUUGCCACAAUGCAGCAAAGUUUUGAGCAGAAGCUUGACCUGUCAGAAAUACUGUACCAAAUAACAUCAAGGUUUGACAGCUUGCGCAUAACACCGAGGUCUCUGGACAUCCUUGCUAGAGGUUCUCCUGUUUGUGGAGAUUUAGCUGUGUCAUUAUCUCAAUCAGGUCCACAGUUCACCCAGGUGAUGCGGGGUGUCUAUGCUGUGAAAGCUCUUCACUUUUCCAAUGCUUUAUCUGUUUUGAAAGAUGAAUUUCUCCGUUCAAGAGAUUAUCCACAAUGUCCUCCUACAUCUCAUUUAUUUCAUGGGUUCAGGCAGUUGGGUUAUGCCUGUAUCAGGUUUGGUCAGUUUGAUGGAGCAAAAGAAACUUUUGAAGUUAUUGCAGAUUAUGAAAGCAUGCUUGAUCUGUUUAUAUGCCACCUUAAUCCUAGUGCCAUGAGGCGUCUUGCUCAGAAGUUGGAAGAAGAAGCUCUUGGCUCAGAAUUGAGGCGACAUUGUGAAAGGAUUUUACGGGUUCGAUCUACUGGAUGGACACAAGGCAUAUUUGCCAACUUUGCUGCAGAAAGUAUGAUUCCUAAAGGACCUGAAUGGGGUGGAGGAAACUGGCAAAUCAAAACCCCUACUAAUGCAAAGGAUAUACCUAAGUGGGAGCUUGCUGCAGAGGUGACACCAUACAUGAAGACUGAUGAUGGUACUAUUCCAUCCAUUAUUGUCGAUCAUAUUGGUGUGUAUUUAGGCUCAAUUAAAGGACGAGGCAAUGUUGUUGAGGUAAAGGAAGAUAGUUUGGUUAAGGCCUUCAUCCCAGGAGGUAAUGAUAUCAAAGCAAAUGGUCUUGAACUAUCUUCAGCUAAAUCCAUAUAUAAUCAACAGGUUGAUAAUUCCCGAGGUGAUUCAUUAAUGCGUCUGGAAGGUCUUAACAAACAAUUUGCCUGGUCCUCUACUGAUGAACAGGCUAAAGCAGCAGAAGAAUUUAAGAAAUCCAUGUAUGGAGCUGCUGAUGAUGAUAGCAGUAGUGAUGAGGAAGGAGUAUCAAAAACUAAAAAGAUACAUGUUAGAAUACGAGACAAGCCAAUUGCCUCUUCUACUGUGGAUGUGAAUAAGAUUAAAGAAGCCGCUAGUAAAUUUAAACUAGCUGAAGGGUUAGCUCCAUCAAGGAGCAGAUCAUUUAACAGUGGGUCUCAAGAUCUUGGCCAGAUUUUGUCUCUGCCACCUGCUCCUACUGGAAUAGCUGGUCCUACUGUUUCAACUCCUGGUGACCUGUUUGGUACAGAUGCCUUGACUCAGCCAGAAUCAAUUUCACAGCCAACUGCUGGGGUUGUAAGUGGGGGAGUUAAAGCAGGACCUAUUCCAGAAGACUUCUUUCAGAAUACAAUUCCAUCUCUUCAGGUUGCUUCUUCACUGGCUCCUCCUGGGACAUAUCUCUCUAAAUUUAGUGCAGGGGUUCAAAGUGGCAAGGCAGCUCCUGACCAGAUUAGUGCUUCUGAUGAUGAUGUUGGUCUUCAAGGUAAUGUUCCUCCUCAAGCUGUUCAACAACCUGUGAUUCCCACUGAGUCCGUUGGACUUCCUGAUGGUGGUGUCCCUGCACAAUCCUUAGCCCAGGCUACAGUCAUGCCCCCAUCACAGCUGCUGGCACCAAUUUCUAGCCAACCUCUUGAUCUUAGUGUACUUGGAGUCCCAGAUUCUUCUGAUUCAGGAAAGCCUCCUCAAACCAGUUCUCUGCCAUCUUCUGUACGACCUGGACAGGUUCCCCAAGGGGAUGCUGCUUCUGUAUGUUUCAAGAUUGGACUUGCUCACCUCGAGCUAAAUCAUCUUUCAGAUUCAUUGUCUUGCUUUAAUGAAGCUUUUCUUGCAUUAGCUAAGGAACAGUCUCGUGGAAGCGAUAUAAAAGCUCAAGCAACAAUCUGUGCUCAAUACAAAAUAACAGUCACUCUUCUUCAGGAAAUUGGACGUUUGCAAAGAGUUCAUGGUUCAAGUGCAAUCAGUGCCAAAGAUGAGAUGGCUAGACUUUCACGCCAUCUGGGUUCAUUGCCUCUUCUCGCUAAGCACAGAAUAAAUUGCAUUCGUACUGCCAUAAAACGAAAUAUGGAGGUGCAAAAUUAUGCAUAUUCCAAACAAAUGCUAGAACUACUAUUAUCUAAAGCACCUCCAAGCAAGCAGGAGGAAUUUAAGAGCCUGAUCGACUUGUGUGUUCAGAGGGGUUUGACUAACAAAUCCAUUGAUCCAUUGGAAGAUCCUUCACAAUUCUGUGCUGCCACAUUAAGCAGGCUGUCAACCAUUGGAUACGAUGUCUGUGAUCUAUGUGGAGCCAAAUUUUCAGCUGUGACUGCACCUGGAUGCAUCAUCUGUGGAAUGGGAAGCAUCAAAAGGUCAGAUGCAGUCACAGGGCCAGUUCCUUCACCAUUUGGUUGA
Abrus precatorius (Indian licorice) is the source of this 4842-nucleotide messenger RNA. RefSeq lists its product as uncharacterized. The transcript has 24 exons. Gene Ontology annotation, cellular component: autophagosome membrane. The record is from RefSeq and is a predicted model, not a curated record. NCBI's taxonomy places the organism in Eukaryota, Viridiplantae, Streptophyta, Magnoliopsida, Fabales, Fabaceae. The coding region runs from base 1 to 4842 and encodes 1613 amino acids. Gene Ontology annotation, biological process: autophagosome assembly. Gene Ontology annotation, molecular function: protein binding.